Molecule: messenger RNA, 2775 nt
Organism: Hippocampus comes (tiger tail seahorse)
Lineage: Eukaryota; Metazoa; Chordata; Actinopteri; Syngnathiformes; Syngnathidae
Product: early growth response protein 4
Exons: 2
Coding region: 232-1692 (486 amino acids)
Biological process (GO): regulation of transcription by RNA polymerase II
Molecular function (GO): DNA-binding transcription factor activity, RNA polymerase II-specific; RNA polymerase II cis-regulatory region sequence-specific DNA binding
Source: RefSeq, a predicted model, not a curated record
CCACAGCAAGCAAAUAACGGCGGAGCAACAGACGAGAAGGAAUAUAUUGCAUUUCUUUCCUUUUUUUUUUUUGGUUAUUAUUAUUAUUAUUAUUAAACAAGCACAUUUGGGGAUCAUUUGUCGAACACCAUCCAAAUACAAAAAACGAGGAGGGGGUCGAAGGAAAACAAGACACCCCGAUUUCCCUACGUAUAUAUUUAUCCUCGAGGCGGACCUUUGAAGUGCACCAUUAUGUUGAACAACAUGGAUUUGAACGCGAAAGAUUCUUUUUACCCUCAGUUUGACAACUGCAGCGGCUCUUCUCUGGGCAUGGACGCCGGCGCGAGGAAGGACAACCGAGACGCGUUCGGCGACGCGGAGCGCUCGGUGCCCGCGCAGUUCGGCCACGAAGGAGCGCCCGCGACCCUCAAAACCGAAGCUUCCAACUCGGAAUACGCGUUUAACCCUUGCGAGGGCCCCAAGGACGCCUACACCCCUUCCUCGCUCGCCUACUCCGGCAGCUUCUACGUGGAAGCUUCUCAGGGGGCGCCGUGCACCACCGAGACCCUCCUCAACAUGAUCACCGAGAUCGUGGGCAUAUCCACGAUGCAGCUCUCUGAGUCCCAGCAACAGAACGGCAACAGCCGGGGGGCUUCAUACACGCCCCCAGUGGACAGCGCGCAUUUUGGAGACGUCAAGAGGCAACAGUUCACCCCGCCAGCGUACCCCUCCUCCUCCUCCUCCUCCUCUUCCGACCACCCGACGGGGUUCACCCAGGACCAGGCCGAGCCGCCCGCGCCCGAGCCGUCCACCUCCCAUCUGGGUUUCGCCAAAAGCGAGCCCAAGUCCGAAGCGGCCUCCUUCCCCGUCGUGGUCAAGAAUGAGUUCGAAAGCUACGAAUGGGGGGCGUUCUGCAAAUCCGACUGCUUGGAGAGCGGCUUCCACACGGAGACGUUCCCCUUGUCAAACGACUUCCCGCCUGAGCAGCAAAUGGACGUGAAGGAACUUUUGGACACCUUCCCCGCCAUGUGCCCCAACCCGGACGUGGAGUUCAAAGUGGAGGGAGGCAUCAAGCAGGAGCAGUGUUUCGCCGACACGUGCUCCCAGGGCUACACGUACAACGGCUACCUCCCCCCGCCGAUGGGCCUGAAGCCAUACCCCGAAGCCCCCCCUGCGUCCAAUCAGUGCGACUCCAUUUACGCCUCCCCGACUUUACCCAGCACCAUAGACUCCAUCCUCUACUCAUCCUUGCUCCCCGACUCCUUCGCUCAAAGUUACACCACGCGUGCCGCCGCCACUUCCACCUCCAGCGCCACCCCCUCCAAGCCCCCCAGGGCCCGGAAGAGCACGGCCGCGUCGUCCUCGCACGGCCCGCCCAAGGAGAAGCCCUUCACCUGCCCCAUGGAGAGCUGCGACCGGCGCUUCUCGCGCUCGGACGAGCUCAACCGCCACAUCCGCAUCCACACGGGCCACAAGCCCUUCCAGUGUCGCAUCUGCCUGCGCAGCUUCAGCCGGAGCGACCACCUGACGACGCACACCCGGACUCACACGGGCGAGAAGCCGUUCUCGUGCGACGUGUGCGGCAAGCGCUUCGCCCGCAGCGACGAGCGCAAGCGGCACGGACGCGUGCACCAGAAGCAGAAGGAGAAAAUGGAGCUGAAGCCGCAAGUGACUCCCAACGCGUGGCCCUUCACUCUGCCCGAGGGCAUUUGAAGACGAGGCCCCCCCUCCCCAACGCAUAUUGCACGCACACACGCACAACAUUUUAGGAUCUUUCCGUCUCGGAAGACGCGACGCCGUGUCAGUUUGGAUGAGGAGCGUAAUAGGCCGGAGGGGAAGAAAAUGGAGGGCGGAGGUCCUGCUGUGCCCGAUUUGACCCACGGGUCGCUCAGACGUCAGGUGAACAUUGACGUGUCGCCGUCACGCGUGGAAGCAAAGCCUGAGUUUUGGGUGCGUGACUGCUAUUCAGCACCUCUUCAUCCGGACAGCUCCUCAUUCCCAUCCCGCCUCUCAUCGCCCACGGGUGGAUUGCACUUGCAGAUUUCUAUCGAGAUUUUCAACUAAGAAUGUUCUAUUUUUUCCUCUUUUUUCCAGUUCUUGGACUAUGUUGUUCAAUGCAUGUUUGGAAUUAUUUUUUUUCCCUUUUGAAUACCUGAAAUAACGCCCCCUCCUCCAAUCAUUCCACAAUGGGAGGGGGGUUAUUCAAAUGAAUGUAAGCUAAUAUAUGUAUGGGGGGGUUUUUUUCCCUGCCACAAAGUGGUCCAUUUGGAUCAAACUGAGUGUUUGUUUAUACUGCUUAUCAUUUUAGCCGUCAGUGUUUUUUGUCAUUGGAUUUUGUGUUGUUAAAAUUGUGAAAGAUAUCUAAUUAAUGGCAAAUAAAUAUAUUUGUAUUCCUGUACUUCCUUGUAUUUUUAUAGCCGAGUGUAUAUUUUACAUUUAUGACAUUUGAGCCUCAUUUUCUUGGGGGAGGGGGGUAUUCUAAAAAUCCGUAAUAAUGUAUUGGUUUUCGAGGGCUAUCUUGUUCAGUAACUCAGUAUUUGAAAUGUCACCGUUUGAUAUCUGAAACUUUUUUUUUCGCACUUCAUCCGACGAGCGUUGUUUGACCCAAUGGUUUUACAAACGGGCGCUGGAUGUGCACUUGUUGAAAAAUGAAAAGUGUGUUGAAUCAAGCUAGGACCGACUAGCGCAUCUUUUGAGUAAUCAGGUAGCACACAUUGCUGCAAGGUUCGGGGUCAGCGAUGAAGGACUUUUGACGUGAUGUAUCUUUUUCUUCGAGGAUGCUGAAACUUGAAAAAA